Procambarus clarkii (red swamp crayfish) is the source of this 384-nucleotide messenger RNA. NCBI's taxonomy places the organism in Eukaryota, Metazoa, Arthropoda, Malacostraca, Decapoda, Cambaridae. The record is from RefSeq and is a predicted model, not a curated record.
AUGGUGAACAGUCUCAAGAACAGUCUCAAGAACAGUUUCAAGAACAGUUCCAAGAACAGUCCAAAGAACAGUCCCAAGAACAGUCCCAAGAACAGUCUCAAGAACAGUCCCAAGAACAGUCCCAAGAACAGUCCCAAGAACAGUCCCAAGAACAGUCUCAAGAACAGUCCCAAGAACAGUCUCAAGAACAGUCCCAAGAACAGUCUCAAGAACAGUCCCAAGAACAGUCUCAAGAACAGUCCCAAGAACAGUCCCAAGAACAGUCCCAAGAACAGUCCCAAGAACAGUCCCAAGAACAGUCCCAAGAACAGUCCCAAGAACAGUCUCAAGAACAGUCUCAAUAACAGUCUCGGGACUGUUCAGCAUGAAUCUAGCGGUGGGUAA